UGCAAGCACGGCACAUACUUCUCAUCGGCUCAACACUUCAUGAGUAGAUGUUUAUAUCCUUCAUGUGGAACUAUUUCUGGUAUGUAGCACUCAUUAUUUUUACUCACUCUCUUUCUCUCAUUCGCUUCCUGCAGCCCUGCGUGCCUGGCCGGUCCAGAUUCAACGCCAGGAAUACGUUCUGUAUUAAUAUCUAUUUGAAAACAACAUUGGAUUGCACUCAUGCGGCUGCCUUACCGGUCGAUCAGCAGCAUUCAACCACUCCCUAGCAUUUAUACCACCUUUCCAGCCAACUACGGCGGCUCUGACUCAACGAACACAUCUGGCAUUCAUUCCGGAACAUGCCUCAUCAGAAAGAUCGAAGAUGGGAUUGAGGUAGUCCCUUUCGAACGGAGUAAUGUUCUCUCUGCUCCCAUCCUCAGCCCAGAUCAAGAGGAGAAAGAAGUCUUUGUACAGUCAUGGGAAGUUCAUAAUUUCAACAAGCCCCUGCCUUCUCUUCCCAGAUGCAUUUGGCAGCGAAUGUCUCAGCGGCAACGUAUCUUAGCUUUACUGGGGUUACAGUUCCUGAUGCUCCUCACGAUUGGUCUGAGUCUUCUAGCUGUCAAAAGUCGAUCUUCAGCCAGCGACCAGGAUGCGGCAGUAGAAGUUGCUAGCGACGGCCCUUCAAAUGCCAACAUCACCAGCAACCUCCGACGUGGAAUAUUUGCGCUACCCCUUAAACUUCCCCAGCAGCAUAGUAUGGCAUGCCUGACAAGCAUGAAUCAGACCAAUGCUUGGCAAUGCGCAUCUAAUUCAACAUUUCAACUAAGCAUACUCCCAGCCCUGGCCGGUAACGACAGCGCAAUCAUGAUAGCGGUGGGACCAACGCGCAGCAACGAUACUGUCUGCCAUGGCGAGCGCAUACCGAGCAUUCCACCUUUGGAGCUACUAGCGGCUGGCGGUACUGAGCACGAAGAUAAUUUUGCCUAUCACUUCCGCACAACCUACGACAAAAUCGUAUUGCUCAGCGAGGAGGAGCUGUCUUUGACUGAAGAGCUACAGGUGCAUCCUUCGACUUUGAACACUCCAUUCCAACCUGGGGAUCGUCUGUGGCAAUGCACCUUCAAUGAGACUUCUAUUGAGGGUUACAUCUACCCUACCAAGGCCAAAGUUGCCACCACUACAGGCACUGCAUCAGGCACGGUCGAUGCGGAUAAACCCACUACACUUCCGGAUCUCCCCUAUGCCGUCAGGCUGUCCGAAGAGUGGAUGCCAAAUGGAAAGCCCCCUUAUUGUACGAAAAUGUUAAUGGGAGCCGACGGUACCCUAGCUCCACUUUCGGAGGAGAUAGUGUUACGCUUGGACAACUCCACGGGUGAUGUUCCAGUUUCCACAUCGCAACGUAUGCGACGUAUUAGGCAUCGAGAGCAACGAGACGAAGCGCAGUCAGGCCAGUGUCAAUGUGAAUGGGUGGUCAACUGACGCAUGAUUUUUGAUCUUACAUUCGACUGACAAUACCAUAACCCCGUUAAAAUCGCCGUGUUUGCACUGGUCCGACGUUUUCAUUACUUUUCUAUUUGGGCAUACUUAAAUCAAAAAACUACCAGAGCAGGUUGCGUAUCAUUAUCAGCCAAGACUGUGUCGCGAAG
Molecule: messenger RNA, 1625 nt
Organism: Alternaria rosae
Lineage: Eukaryota; Fungi; Ascomycota; Dothideomycetes; Pleosporales; Pleosporaceae
Exons: 2
Coding region: 220-1458 (412 amino acids)
Source: RefSeq, a predicted model, not a curated record